GGAGGCAGGCAGCAUGGUAAACGUUACUUCCCUGUUCCUGCUCUUCCAGCUCAAAAAUGGCAGCCAUGGGACAGUGAAGAAGCAGUGACACAUCUUUGAGGUUUUACCAUGAAACCUCAUCGGAGACAGCAGCUGUUACUUCCGUACCUUUGAUAUGACAGCGAUAUAUUUUCGAGAAGGUGUCGUUUUACAAAGACAGUAGUAGGGAAACAUAUCAUGUUCAUCUCCGAGCUAAGCUAGCAAGCUACGAUUAGCUAGAUAAAUGAGCUCGUUUCCUCUGGCUCUCGAGAAAACAACGAAACCAGCCGCUCUGCAUACUGUGUACUGACACCGUGCAUGCUCAGUUCCAUCAUGGCCAUCACUCAGUUCCGCCUUUUCAAGAUCUGCACAUGCCUCGCAAGCCUGCUGUCUUUCUUUAAACGGUUGAUAUGCAGGACUGGAAGGGGGCGUAAACUCAGUGGUGAUCAAAUAACUGUCCCAACCACAGUGGAUUUUUCAUCUGGACCGAAACAGCCAGAGAUUGAAGAAUGGAGCUCUUGGGAUGAAGAAGCCCCCACAAGUAUCAAGAUCGAGGGUGGCAACGGGAACGUUCCCCCUCCGCCUAAUGAGGUAGAAGAAGAGCCGGAUUACUUCAAAGACAUGGCCCCUACCAUCAGAAAAACACAGAAGAUAGUGCUAAAGAAGAGGGAGCCUGUGAACUACCUGGUGCCUGACGGCUCAGCAGGUUUCUCCAGCAGACUGGCAGCCUCUCAGGACAUGAUGUCCUUCAUCCCACCAUCAGCUGAGUUGGGUGAAAUGGACAACUGGCAGGAGGACACUAAUGCCUGGGAGGAUGAGUCUGAUGCGGCCUGGGAGGCAGAGGAAGUGCUCAGACAACAGAGGCUGGCAGAGAGAGAAAAGCGCUCCAUGGAGCAGCAGAGGAAGAAGAUGGAGAAAGAGGCUCAGAGGAUGAUGAAGAAGGAGCAGAAGAUUGCCGUCAAGCUCUCGUAACAUAUCAGGAAUGCUCGGUUUUGAGGCCGAUGGCGGUGUCAAAGAAAGAUACUGAUUCAAUGAGUAUUCGAUCUUCAAAUCAUCAAACCAACCAGGAUCGUAUCCCAACGCUAGUCAUCUGAUGGCCAACAGUCCUCCUUCUCCACCCUGUUUCCACCAGCAGCCAUGUUAGUCACUGUUUUCCAGCCACAGCAAUGUGAGAUGCCAUAUUCUUUAGGGCAGAUUACACACCUGGUGUACUUGCUGUUCAUGUGGCAAGGUCAUUUUGGUUUUCAGGGAGAGUAGUAUUUGUACAAUUCAUCUUAGAUUAGGCUGAAAAGGACACAGCAUUAGAUGGCAUUCUGGUUUCAUCUAUUAGAUAGCUUAGCAAAAUGUUCUAUUUGGUUUUCCCAGGAACAGCUGUAAAUAAACAGGUACCUAUAGUACACUCUAAUAAGGAGUGUGAUCUCUUUUUCUUUGUCAUAUUUAAGGACACUCUAAGGACAAAGGAGUAAUUAAUUUUAAGCGUCACUGUGUACCAGUGGCAUCCCUUGGUUUGCUCAAUUGUUGUGUUUUAUAUUUAAUUUCUUUGGUUGUGUGUGAGCACUUUUUUUUUUUUUUUUUUUUUUUUUCCCAAAUCAACAUUGCUUAAUAUUCCAUGUACCCAUCUGUGCCGUGCAGUCCUUUUGACACUGGAAGUCUGCAUUGAAAUGAAAGCUGAAGAAUUGUGAAAUGUUUAUGGACAAAUGGCUCGAGAGACUUGAAUUUAGCCCUAUCACAGAUGUUAGCUGUGGGUUCCUAUGGUAACCUCAUGGCUACUUAUCUCUGCCAUACCUCUGUCAGCUGUUAAUGUCAAAUGAAAAUACUGUACCAUACAGUUUUAUCCCUGCACUACAAUACAAAAGCAUAGUUACAAAAAUUGCCCAUGUUUGAUUUUUUUUUUUUUUUUUUUUUUUUUUUUUUUUUUUGUGUUUUACUUUACUGAAUAACUUCUUGCACAAUUGAUGUGAUCCCUGCACAGACACUGAAACAAAGAGCACCAUUACAUUACAAUACGAGUGAUUUUGGCAAACGACGAUGGAAGCGACACGCAUUGUGUCUUGUUUCCUUCCUCACCUCAGCAUGGAGGGCUGACAGUGGGAGAAGCGUGUGACUGAGCAGCCUGUUACGCAUUACUUUUACAAAAUUAUUGGUCAGUGCUGGUAAGAUUGGUUGCAGUUGUCAUGGAAACCUUGGCAUGAGGAGAAAGAGCUGUAUGAAUUGAAAUGUGUGCCAAUGAUAUGCCUCGGUCUCUCAGGCCUUGCUCCAGUAAGUGUCUAUGAGGGAGGCAAGGGACAUUGCUACUGGUAUGGUAAUACUGAGUCGUGCUUAAUCUAUUAAAUAAUGAUGCUUAGAGAGAUGUGAAGUGUUUCUGAAGAUAAUACCAAUAAUGACGUGCAUGAUUAGGUUCAAGAAUUUAAAUGAAGGGAGGUUUUUAGCUUAAGGGAACUGAGCAAAGUGUACAUGGAUCUGCCCUGUUUUUUUCUUGCUCUUUUGCCAACUUUUACCACUGGGAAAAGCUGCAUGUCGCUCUGUUUUGUCAAUAAAGGUUCUGUUUUUAUUUUUGCACA
Messenger RNA from Myripristis murdjan (pinecone soldierfish), 2579 nucleotides. RefSeq names its product estrogen receptor binding site associated antigen 9 (gene ebag9). The transcript is spliced from 7 exons. Bases 337 to 990 code for a protein of 217 amino acids. The record is from RefSeq and is a predicted model, not a curated record. NCBI's taxonomy places the organism in Eukaryota, Metazoa, Chordata, Actinopteri, Holocentriformes, Holocentridae. Gene Ontology annotation, cellular component: secretory granule.